Molecule: messenger RNA, 808 nt
Organism: Cuscuta campestris
Lineage: Eukaryota; Viridiplantae; Streptophyta; Magnoliopsida; Solanales; Convolvulaceae
Source: the annotation of a GenBank genome assembly
CUUCAAGCCUCCCAUUCGCAUCGAUUAAGGUUUCAAGCCGAUCGGCUAUCAACUUUCAUCUUCCUCUUCAUCGCCUCUAUCUCUCUCUGUCGCGUCGCAUCAGAGCAUAGCAGAAUAUCAGUCGCAUAGCCUCUAUCUCUCUCUAUCGGGGCAUGAAGACGAAGAUAGAGUAGAUGAUUUGCCAUGAUGAGUUCAUAGGAGUGACUUCAAUUUUAAUUUGUUUCAUUUCAAUACUUAGAGUUCAAUAAGCCAAGAAAGCCAAUCAGGGCUAUUAGUAUUACACGUAGGAAAAGCAUGUUAUUGAACUCUUGCUCUCUGGCCCUUCCUUCUUCAAAUAUCUAUGUUAAACUGCCGGGUUACAGAUGCCCAGAAAGUGAAACUGGAGUAAAUUGUAAACGUGUGCAGUUUAGUUUCUCAAAAUUUGAUAAAAGUCAUUGGAAAAGCAAGUAUUUAUCUUCAAGGCUGUGUUUCAGCACUUCAAAUAGUGAAGUUCUAAUAAACACACCUGGGAUUGUUUGAGAGAAAGAUGCGGUGAUCAUUGUUGAUCAUGGAUCUCGUCGCAAGGAAUCAAAUUUAAUGCUAAAUGAUUUUGUUACUUUAUUUAGAGAUAAAACUGGGUACCCUAUUGUUGAGCCGGCUCAUAUGGUAAUUUUUUCUACUUCUCCUUUCUUUGCAUAAUCCAUGUAUUGGGGUUCUAGUUUAAUUUUUAUUUAUCCUAUGAAUACUUCUUUUCUUAAUGAGUUUGAAAAACUUAGUGUAAACUUUAUAUUGAGAGUGAGGGAGUAUGUGUUAAGGUUGAGACAUGUUU